Molecule: messenger RNA, 1194 nt
Organism: Kluyveromyces lactis
Lineage: Eukaryota; Fungi; Ascomycota; Saccharomycetes; Saccharomycetales; Saccharomycetaceae
Product: BAR and SH3 domain-containing protein
Exons: 1
Coding region: 1-1194 (397 amino acids)
Biological process (GO): actin cortical patch localization; plasma membrane tubulation; endocytosis
Cellular component (GO): Rvs161p-Rvs167p complex; mating projection tip; actin cortical patch
Molecular function (GO): protein binding; lipid binding
Source: RefSeq, a predicted model, not a curated record
AUGGAAUUGAAGACAGAUAAUUUGAAGGCGCAGCUUAGUUCAUUUAGUGAUAAAGUGCUAAAAACUCCGCAACAACUUAAAUGCAAACUUUAUACGGGUCCAAGAACAAAGGAUAAAUUUGUGGAAGAUCUUAAAUCAAGGUUCGAAGCAAUACAUGGUUGCAGUAGUCGUUUAGUAAAGGAUUGUAAUAAGUUUGAAAACAACACCCGCGCGCUAUUGGAACAUUUUGAGCGUAGCAUUGAAAUAUUUGGGAAUAUAUAUGACGUUAAAUUCACAGAAGAUGAGAUAAGAAGGGAUUUCACCAGCCUUUCUAAAAGAUUUAAAAUCAUCAAGGAUAAGAUCGAGGCGGAUCUACCAAUAUUCGAACAUAAUGUCAUUGAACCGAUACAGGCAUUUCACACGACUUGUGGUAACAUUCAAAAUACGAUAGAUAAAAGAGAUUUAGCCUCGUACAAGGUAGAUUCACUAAGGCAUAAGCUAACUGGUCUCACUCCACAAAAGCUCCGGACUCCUGGGCUCAAGUAUGAGAAUGAGAAGAUUAAGAUUGAAGGAAAAUACGAUAAAGCUUUGAAAGUUUACGAGCCAUUAAAUGAACAACUUCGUUCGGAACUUGGGAUCUUCUUACAAAUGACCAAUAAAUUCUUUCAAGACUGGUUCUUGAACCACUAUUACAUUACAUAUUCGUUUUAUUACAACAUGUACACCUUCAUUGGGACAUGUUCUGAGGUUCGCCGUAUCGUAAUGGAGACACAAAACUCUAACGGCGUAGUUGAUGACUUAUCGCCAAAUUCACUGCAAAUGCUAGAGUACAUUGACAUUGCCAAUAGUAGAUUGGUGAGCCAAUUCCACGAACAGUUUGAUGGAGCAGCCACUGAGGUGAAACAUCUUGGCAUUAUAGAUUACGAAUUGUUCUACAAGAGGGUAAGUUUAGACGCUAAGAAACAGGUGAGCACUGAGCAAGAUGAUAUAGCGACGUACAAUGACCCAUACCAAAAACAUAGUCCCCAAUAUUGUAAAGCAAUUGCAGAUUUUGUCCCAACAGAAGAAGACUCUGAAAAUAGUUUGUCUCUUCGAAAGGAAGAUGUGAUUAAGAUCUACAGGAAGGAAGCCGAAGUCUGGUGGUACGGACAAUCACUACGUACCAAUAAAAUCGGCUACUUUCCAGUACAAUGCACUACAAUGGAACAUAUUUGA